Molecule: messenger RNA, 1403 nt
Organism: Patiria miniata (bat star)
Lineage: Eukaryota; Metazoa; Echinodermata; Asteroidea; Valvatida; Asterinidae
Product: catechol O-methyltransferase-like
Exons: 4
Coding region: 34-744 (236 amino acids)
Biological process (GO): developmental process; dopamine metabolic process; catecholamine catabolic process
Molecular function (GO): catechol O-methyltransferase activity
Source: RefSeq, a predicted model, not a curated record
GCCUACAUAAGUGUGCGUACGCUAGAGUCAAGAAUGGCAACAACCCAGCCGAAGUCCGACACUAGUCCUUCCUCCAUGGACGCCUCCGUCCGAAAACAAGACAGGUUGCUUGCCUACCUCAACAUGCUCAAGGAGCGAGCCGCUGAGAUCAGAGGCAACCCUGCCGCCCUGCUGGCCGCUACGGACGAGUUCUGCUACAAGACUAGAAUGAUGCACGUUGGAGACAAGAAAGGUGCUAUAGUGCGCAAGGUGGUUCAAGAGUUGGCCCCUAUGACGUGCCUGGAGCUCGGCACAUUCUGCGGCUACUCGGCGGUGCUCAUGGCGAGUGCCUUACCCGAAGGAAGCCGCUUCAUCACCCUUGAAGCUGAUGAGACGCACGCGGCAGUUGCGAAGGAGUUUAUCGAGCUUGCGGGAGCUCAAGUCAGCGAUAAGGUUACCCUUGUUGUCAAGAAAUCCGAAGAUGUCAUCCCAAAUCUGCGUAAGGAUUUCUCGGUGGACACCUUGGAUUUCGUCUUCAUCGAUCACUGGAAAGAGCUGUACGUCAGGGACCUGAAACUCCUGGAGUCCCACGGUCUGCUGAGGAAAGGAACCGUUAUCCUAGCCGACAAUAUGAUUUACCCUGGAGCUCCGGACUAUCUCGAAUACGUCCAAAACUCGGAGAAAUAUCAGACUGAGUUGUUCCACUCUACGUUGGAGUAUUCUGACAGGGAAGAUGCCGUUGCCAAAUCAAUCUACUCAGGCUAAAGAAAAACAUAUAAUGCUCGAAAUUUGGGCUGUUUUGUUUUCUCCUGUUGUGCGAUGUGAUUGUAUACGGUUGCGAUUUCUCAUAGAUUGUUGUACGGGAUCAAGGAACUGGUACGGGAGUUUAGGGUUUUUGAUCGUGGAUGGGGCAGAAGUGUGGUGUUAUUUACAUUAAACUAACGGAAUUUUAAGGGCCUUUAUUGUGUUUUUUUUCUCUCUCAUAGGGCAUUACAUUAUAGGCUCCGUAGAUAGGGAAGCUCACUGUUUUACCUGGUUCUGAAUUCAUUAAUUUCAUUUUUUUUUCUCGUCUUUUCUUUUCCAACUCGGAAUUAGUAUUAACGUGUUAAAAAAACAUUCAUUCUCUGACAGGAUAUUGUUUGUGGUUUCUAAUUCUGAGUCAUAAUUUUAGAAUGAUGAUUGCUAAGUGGUUUUAAAGAAAUUGUCCCUCCAGUAAUGUCACAUCGAUGCAUUUACCACAUCAUAAUAUGCCUGCGCACCAAAAUAAUGUAUGUAUGUAAUCCACCCCUUGAAGAAGUGCACUUGGAGACAUUUUGAAUGUCCUUAUGAAUGAAACUGACUGGUUAAUUACUGGGAUGGGAAAACAAAUUCGUUCAACAACAAAACAAUCCGCUACCGGUAUCGUGCUACACACCAAGAAUUGG